AUGAAAAGCACACGGAGCGAAGGAUCCUUCGUGUCGGUGCUAGUCCGCGCCAGACCCCCCCUUGCGCCUGAGGCUCCUUACGGCCAUUGUGCCCGUACUGAAGGGAGGAAAGUCCUGCUGACCACCACCGCUGAGGAGGGGCCAACCCACCGGAAGAACAGGCAGCCACAACGUACCCGCACAGUGGAGUGCCAGUAUGACAAGGUGCUAGGCAUGCAGACCGACCAGGACGAGGUAUGGGCUUCCGUGUUACCUACUGUGGACAAGGCCUUCGAAGGUUACAACGUAACUCUCUUUACUUACGGCAUGACUGGCAGUGGCAAGACGCACACCAUGCUGGGACCUACGCUCAUGGAGUCUGCCUUCGAGGGCCACAAACGUCCAACCACCGAAGGCUUAAAGUCCUCGCAGCAGCGUGGCAUCGUGCCGAGGGUCAUGCAGCAUAUUUUCGAGCGUUCGCCAGAUGCAGAGGUUUUUUUGAGCUAUCUUCAAAUCUAUCAGGAGCGAUGCUACGACUUGCUUCAGCCAGCAACGCUGGCAAAGCCGUUGCGCAUCCGGGAAGAAAGCUUGAAGACGAAGUCCGCGGUUCAAGCAGGCCCAGUAUACGUAGAAGGCUUGACAGAGGUUUCCGUUGUGAACUUAGAAGAUUGCUUGUACCAGCUCAUAGCUGGCUUUGGCAAUGUGGCGUUCCGGUCUACAAACUACAACGAGCAGUCCUCGAGAGCUCACUGCGUACUCACCCUAACGAUCCGCCAGCGCUUGACGGUGAACCGUCAGGCUGUGAUUCGCGAGUCUAAGGUCCGUUUAGUGGAUCUCGCCGGAAAUGAGCGGUGGGUGACAAACGGGCCAUCUCCGUCACCUCAGCAUGCCCGAGAGCUGGCCACCAUCAACAAAUCGCUGCACACCUUGGGAAAUUGCAUGCAGGUUCUGUCUCAGCCAGGCGCAGCGAAGAGGGAAACUCGCCACGUCCCGUACCGCAACUCGACUUUGACCCUGCUUCUUCGGGACAGUCUGGCUGGAAAUAGCUACACCUUGAUGCUAUGUACCAUUUGUUGUUCUUUGCUCUAUCAGAUGCAGACCCUUUGCACCCUUCGCUUUGCGGAUCGGGUGAAGCGCGUGCAGAUGAAGGCCCACGUUUGUGACGUGCUGGAUGUGAAAGAGGCUCAGUCCCAGAUGCAGGCAGAGAUGGAAUAUCUCCGUGCGGUCGUGACGACAGGAGCCGAUGGUCGAGCAUUGGAUGAGCUCAAGUCGCGGAUUUCACAGCUCCAGCAAGCGUGUAGUGGCCUGGAAGGAGAGAACCGGUAUCUUCGAGAGCAAAUCGCCGAGUUGGAGAAGCAAAGUCUUGGGAAGUCUAUGCCACCAGCAACGGGCGGCACCAAAGCAACACGAGUCUUGCGGCGCGUCUGCAGUGAGCCGAGCCUUCCGGGACCGGACCCAUGGUUUCAGCUUGAAGACGAUCUUCAGGACAUCCACGCAGUCUGCCAUCGGAGUCAUUCUAACAUGGGGAGGCUGCGACCUGCUGGGACAUGUCCUGAAGGCCAUGAGCUGGUAGACUUGGGAAGCAGCGCACAGCCAUCUCCUGCAGCUGCCAAGGUGGAGUACACCGAGUGGCACUGUGAUGGUGCCGGUUGCUACGGAAGCUCUCUUGCUCCAGACCUCGGACGCUACCAUUGCAGCCUUUGUCAGCACGACUUGUGCCAGACCUGCUACGACCAGUUGGUGGGUCAGCCUCACCCGAGGGAGCGGGUUCGCCGCACUUCCUUCGUUGUGCCAGUCAAGCCAAAGCGAGAGCCGCCAUCGAGGACCCCACGCCGACCUCUUGCUUGGGAGCCAAAACCAAAGAGUCGCUCCGAAGGGGAGGCGCAGACAGAGACACACCAGGCCGCCCAAGCCCCAGCCCAGAGUCAAGCCCAAGCGCAGUGGGCACCCAGCAAAAAGCAGCAAAGCCUGGAGCGCUUGGAGGAAACCUCCAAAGCCCCAGCACUCCGAAAGUCUCGGGGGCGGAGUCCGCGAAAGCCUCUGCAGUUUCCUCAUCUCUCCGGCCCUGUUGAGACCUCCAUCACCUCCUUCGCUUCAGCAUCCACAGCCUCCACGACGCCCGAACCCUUGCGGAAGAAGCUGCACGCGCAAGCAGAGCAGAGGAGGAGCUACGCACCUGUUCGAGGCAAACGCGCUGCUGCCUCGCUGCCCCCUUUGUCGCUCGCGACACCGGGCGGGGGUGGUUUGCGAAUGCAAGCGGCCCCUUCGGCCCCGACAUCGGCACGGAGAGAAGAUGCGGAGCAGAAGUCUGGUCCGCUCCCUUCAGUUGGAAGGGAAAGCCACUUGCUGAAUGCUUCCGACAAAACCCGGGUGGCCGUGACGGAGAGCCCCAGACUUGACCACGGUCGUGGCCAAUCGCAGCCUCCCACCAAAGCUGUGCCCCCGAGCAAUGUUCAACCUCCAUCUGCUCGGCGCCCCGUGCCUGCAGCAAUGGCAGCAGCAGCCGUAAGCCUUCUGCCGGAGGUUGCACGCGAAGUGGCUCGGUAUGCAGCUGAGAUCGAGCAGUGGAAGCGCCAGACAGAACAGGUGCGGCGGCAGAAGACUGGCGAAGUGACCAGGCAGUACCAACAGCAUGAAGUCACCGUGCAGACACUGAACCAGCGCAUCGACAAGCUCCAGAAGGAGAUCAUCCAGUGCGACAGGUGUGCCAAGUCCUGGGAGGAGGAGAAAUCCAGAAGGACGAAUUCUGCUCCGACAUCGCCAACUGUUCUCCCUGGCCUGGUCAUCUUUCAGAGGCCACUUCCAAGCCAUCACGAGCGAAGGAAAGCCCUUCUGAUCGGCGUGAAUUACUCGAACUCCCAUGCUCCUCUGAAGGGCUGCGUCAACGAUGUGUGGAAUAUGCAGUGUUUGCUGCGGUACACCCUUCGGUACACCCCUGAACAACUGCAGCUGCUGGUCGACGGCGCAGACGGGCAAUCCAGGCCGGACAGAGCCCCGACGAAGGCCAACAUCUUGGCCGGCCUUCAGUGGCUCAUUGAGGACGUCCGUCCCGGUGACCACCUGCUGCUGGUCUUCAGCGGUUACGGUGCCCAGCAUCCACGGACACCGGGCUCCAACAAGUGCGAGAGCUACCUGGUGCCCUCGGACUUCGCUGCAGACCUACCCAGUGACUUCUUUGAGGUGGUUGCCAGUGCCUGCAAGGGCCCAGCGCAGCCAAAUGUCAUAGACCAAACUGCAAAGAUGGCGACGGGUGCAGCGCCAGGUGGCCCAGAAGAGAUCGAAAGGCAGGCGGCCGCCGCACAGAAGGCCCUGGGAAACUCGAAAGCCAGCUACCGGCUUGUCUCGAUGCUGGAGGUCCACGACUUCUUGAGCCAGCUGCCCCAGAGGUGCCGCAUGUCGUUGCUCUUGGAUGCCUGCUACACCAUCCUUCCCGGAGCUGGUCCCGAGAGCAACUCCCCAGCGACCUUUCGGAAGGUUGACAGGGGUCGGGUGGAGUACGACAAGCUCCGCGACUUCAUGAGUCGCCCACGCUUUCUGGAAUUGCCACCCUUGCCGGUGCAACAUACACCUCCACACCUGCCUCGAAGUAACAGCUUUCUGCCAUGCACGCUCCAUUGCUUCUCUGGCUGCAGGCUCAAGGAAUGGUGUGCCGAGUUCCCGAUUGAGGGCUCCGUGCAAGGGGCAUUCAGCUGGGCCUUCUUGAAAGCCCUAGCGCAGGGACACUUCCACGUCGGCGUGUACCAGUUUCAGCAGCUGGUGAGCAAUAUCCUGCUGAACCUCAAGGGAUACUUUCGGCAUAUCGACCAGCAGCCAGUUCUCCAGCUUUCGGCUGCUGCCAGCGCCCAGGACGUGGUGUUGUGGACAUGA
Molecule: messenger RNA, 3846 nt
Organism: Symbiodinium sp. CCMP2456
Lineage: Eukaryota; Dinophyceae; Suessiales; Symbiodiniaceae
Source: the annotation of a GenBank genome assembly